AUGUCUUUCUCGCCUGCUAGAGUGAUCGGACGUCUUCUGUCGUCCUUUACUCCGGAUUUUUCACCUCCAACGAGGAAGGAAAUCGCGAUCGCCGACGCCUUCAAAGGCAUUCUCCAGAGCGCAGCAAAUGGCGACAUCGAGUGUGAGGAGGAAGAGGAAUCUCUCCAGGUGCAUUUCGACGAAGAAUCAGAGGUCGACUGGACCCCUCAUGACGAUGACGAUAACGGCCGUUGCAGUGAUGUCCUCCCUGAUCAGAAGUGCGUCCUCUUCGACGGAAAACCUAUUCCAGAGGAUAUGAUCAAGCGUGCCAUUGAAUUCUACCGUGAGACGGACAAAGGGAGCCGACCUUUGUCAGCCAUGAUGAACCGCUUUCGAUGGAUAAAACGGGAACAUCAUAUAAAUAUACUUCGAGAAAUCGAAAAGAAGGGUAUUCUUGAAACUUCUUUGGAUGGCAUACCGUUACAAACUCCCAUUUGUCGUAUUCAGCGUCAUUGA
Cooperia oncophora is the source of this 495-nucleotide messenger RNA. Lineage: Eukaryota; Metazoa; Nematoda; Chromadorea; Rhabditida; Trichostrongylidae. The record is from the annotation of a GenBank genome assembly.